UGGCUCUGCCACAUUCCUCUUCGAGUGCAGUCAGCUGGUCAUGAACAGGGAAAUAGGGGACUUAUUGUAAGUUAUAUACGUUUGUGGAAGACGCGCACUAUAAGGACCAGAGCGCGCUCCCGAGCCUGCAUUGGACACGAGCCCCCGACCCCGAUAGUCCGCUCCUGUUGUCCAAGUCAAGUGGUCCCACCAUGGACCCUGGUCGCUUCCAGUAUGCGGUCUUCUUCGAGAGUCCCAGUCUGGACCCCGAGCAGAAGAAGAAAAUAGAAACGUACUUCAACGUGCGUCGCAAGUCUGGAGGUGGAGACUGCGGCUGUGUAACAAACGAGCACGGCAACGUGUACAGGAUCGCUUUUAAUAACCGAGAUGCUCAGGAAAGAGUCCUGGGGAGACCUGCACAUGUGCUGGAGCUUCCAGGGGGUCCUCUGGUGCUGACUGUGCGAAGCAGCCCGGGACCUUCAACCGGCUCUCCCAUCACAUCCCCGACUGCAAGCAAGUCAGUUAGCCCGAAACUGGAUUCAGCGUCAUCCCAGCAGACACAGCCGUCCAGCAUGCUGACAAGUGGUGAAGAACAUGAACUACAACUCGAGUCUCCCCUCCUACGUUAUCUAAAGGAGUGCCCAACGGCUGUGAAGGACCUGGAGGAAGCACUCACCUCUGUGGCCUGCUCUGCCCAGCUGUUCCCAGAGGAGGGGAGGGCUUUAGUUAGCCGCUUAGCUCAAGCUGGGGCUGCAGUUAGAAAUUGGAAAGCCGAGGUAGACAAACUCUUUGACGGCUACAUGUGCCACUAUGAGGCGGACCCUCACAAAGUUAAAGCUUUAGUUCAGUCCCGCGGCUCUCGUCAGACCACAGAUGAGGUGAAGGUGUACAGCGAGUUAGGGGUGGCCGUUGUGGUCGGGAAGCGCUCUCAAGUGAACGCCGUGUUGAUGGCCGUAGAGAACUCGUAUGCUAAACGACGGUCGGGUUACAGCGUGAAGCAAACAAGUAUUUAUCGACUCGGCGAGGCCAAGCUCCGCCUCCUCUGGGAAGACAUGGAGCGCAGUUUGCGACAAGAUUUUCCAGGAGUGAAGGUUGUGCAGGGAGCUGCAGGUCAGUUAGUCUUGGAAGGUUCUGCGGAGGAGAUUCUCAAGGCUGAAGAUUUUAUCUCUGAGCAGGAGAAUGCUGUGUUAGAAAGGACCGUUUCUGACAUGAGCCUACAUUCUUUGGCCUUCUUGAGAAAGGCCUACUGUGGUCCAGGGGUUCUAGGGGACUUUUUAGGGGUUGGGGGCAAGGUGGAAAUAGAGUUGCGAGACACAGAGGUACGUUUCGUAUCUCUUUCCACUGAUGAUCUUGAUGCAACUGUAAAGGCACUGCAAGGUGAGAUCAAGGAAGUCAAGAUUUAUGUUCCUAACUGCUCCUCUGUGCCAUCUGAUCUCAGGGAAAAGCUAAAGUCCAAGACGAGUGAGAUGAACCAAGGCCAAUACAGGGCUCAGGUUGUGUUUGGCACAGAGAGAACGGUAUGCCUACUGGGCCACGCCAAAGAGGUGGAAGAGCUGAAUGAAUUUGUCAUCCAGUUUAUUUUGGACAAGUCGAGCAUAGAAGGCAUGGUCAUUCUUCCUUACCCAGAGUUAGUACAAGUCUUACCAGAAUUUCUGCAGCUGCAUGGUUUUGACUAUUCAGGGGUUACCUUCCACCCCAUAGCAUCUUCCUCUGGGCCCUCGGUAGGCCUGGAAGGUCCAUCUGGAAAAGUGACCGAGGUCAGGAACAAGCUUGCAACAUUUCUGGUUUCCCUUGUUCAGGAUAGAGUCACCAUUGACCUACCGGGGGCAGUAAGGUAUUUUGAAAGUCCCACUGGAAGAGACAACAUUUUAAGUGUCGCUCAUUCUCAGAAGUGUCUUUUACAGUUUCAGGAACACACUGACGCGACAAGACAGAUUUUGGCAUCUGGUGCAGGAGAAGUAAACGCAACGGUUGCUAGCUACAGCCUUCGUGAUGGGUUCCAGGUGCUGGUGUGUCAGGGUGACAUCACCAAACAGGAAGCUGAUGCCCUGGUGAACGCUGCCAAUGAAGAUCUGGACCACUGUGGUGGGGUCGCUGCUGCACUGAGUAAAGCAGGCGGCCCUCAGGUGCAGAAGGAGAGCAGAGCGCUAGUUAAGCAGACUGGAAAGGUUGCUACAGGUGAUGUGGUAGUGACCACAGGGGGGAACUUAAACUGCAAGAAACUGCUGCAUGCUGUUGGGCCUGUAGGAGGACAAGCAGGUGGCAGAGAGAAGAUCUUACUGGAAAAAGCUGUACAGUCUGCUCUGAAUUUAGCAGAGAUGAUGGAGUUCCAGUCGAUAGCCUUGCCCUGUAUCAGCUCAGGUGUGUAUGGUGUUCCUGUCGCCGUGUGCUCUGACGCGAUUGUAACCGCUGUAAAGAAGUUUGGCAGUCAGGGAGGGCGAAGUCUGAGCAGAGUCAUCCUGAUUGAUAACAGAGGAGAGGUGGUGAGGGCCAUGCAGGAAGCAUGUGACCGGCUUCUCCAAGGGAGAAGCAGCGGAAACGACGCACCAAGAGAUCCGGGGAUCCAAAGAGGAGCCACUGGCGGAGCUCCUAAAGAUGGUGUCCAUGUGGAGAUCAUUCAGGGAACCAUAGAGACCCAGCAGGUGGAUUGCCUGGUAACCCCCAUGGUUGGCCACAAUCCCAUCUCGACCCGUGUUGGAAACGUUUUGUCAGAUGUGGUUGGACCUCAGCUGACUGCAAUGUUUCAUACGCAAGCAGGAGGAGCAACUGUGCCUAGUGACGUAGUCCUGGUGACGGGCUUGCCUGCCCUUCAAGCUAAAGGAGUGUUCUUCCUCCACCUUGUUCCCUGGGAUAAUAACCCAAAAGGAGUUGCCAUCAAGGCUCUGAGAAGGGGCAUCAGAAACAUUCUGGAUUCCUGCAGUAACAGAGGCUUCAGCUCAGUCGCCUUCCCUGUGCUCGGGACCGGUGUUGCCCUGCGUUUUUCUCACAGCGUGGUGUCCAGGGUUUUCCUGGAGGAGCUCCGUCAAUUUGAACACGACCAGGUCGCCAGAGCAUCUUUCCUGGUCCGCAUUGUCGUCCACCCCAAUGACAAAGAUUCCAGCAAGGCCUUCCAGUCUGCCCAAGAAACUCUGCAUCUCAGAGGAUUCACUAACGACGCAACCCCAGACAAAGCCUCUUUUUACCGCCACGUCUCCGGAACUGAUGAUGAGGUCACAGCCACGCUGGGCGGGGUCAAGCUCCAGCUGGUCCACGGUGACAUCAUUCAUGAGCGCACUGAUGUCCUUAUCAACACGACUGACUUUUCCCAAAAACAAUCUGGUGUGUCCAAAGCCAUUGUGACUGCGGCUGGGUCCAGUGUCCAAGCACAGUUGGCGCAAGUGGGCAUUCCAGCAGACUACAUGUGCACCACAGGACCCGGGUCUCUUGGCUGUAGGGAAAUCAUUCACGCCAGCUUCAGGUGCGACCCUCAGACGAUUCGGAAGAACUGCAAAAAGAUACUGAAGCAGUGCGAGAGCAAAGGCUACAGCUCAGUGGCCUUCCCAGCCAUCAAUACUGGUGUGGCGGGUAUGGACUCUGACAAAGCUUGUAAAUCCAUGCUGGAUGGCAUGACCGCAGCUAUUAAUGACUUGAAACCAAAUUCCCUCCGACUCAUCCGCAUUGUCAUCCUCCAGCAACCGGUCUUCCAGGCUUUCAGAGCGCAGCUGGAGAAACGUUUUGGACUAACAGCUGCUUGCCACCUCAGUCUCAAAGAAAAAGCUGAACAAAUCCUCAAAAAGAUUCACGACAAGCUUUUAAGAACCUCAACCACUUCAACGCCUCAAGGCAGAAGCUUCACCUCCUCAAAGCCACCACCAGCUGUAGUAAGUGUGAUCAGUUGUAGUGCCGACACCAGCAGGACCAUCAGGAGAGAUUUGGAGGGGAUCCUGCAGAAACUGCUGGUAGAGAGAGAGGUGGAUGUCCAGGAUUUGUCCAGGCUUGAUGGGAUGGAGCUGGAGGCCGUGCAGGCCAAAGUCAGAGCCUUGGGUAUAGGCCUGGAGUACAGGAGAGACGAGGGUGCGAACGGCAACCGAGCCGGAAACGCAGCCAGAAACCGGUCCGGGUCGAGGCGCGAGGUCUGCGUGCUGACGGGCCUGAAAGAGGACGUGUUGGGCGUCAUCGAGCUCAUAAACAGAGCAAUCCAAAAGGGGCUUUGCCAAGACCUCCAAGAUAAAGAAGAAGCCGGGUUGGCUCUUUGUGUCCAGUGGUCCAUUCAGGAUGUAAACAAAGCCUGGCGCGAGCUCAACCUGCAUGACAACUACCAGCUGGAGGAGGCUCACCUGAAGAAACAAGUGUUUGUAGAGUUGCCACCAACGGGCGGCAGGAAGCUGAAAGUGAACCUGAGGAAACAAGAAGCCACCGACUGCCUGACGGGCAACACGUACAAAGCCAAGAGGAACGAGUCUGAAACGGGCUUAGAGUUGCCGACACAAUGGGAACCGAUGGACGGACAGGUGUUUAAAACGGUGGAGCUGCAUCCCAACUCGCCAGAGUACCAGACCGUAGCCAGGGGCUUCCUCAAAACGGCUAAAUUUAACAUCCAAAAAAUCGAGCGGAUGCAGCACCCGUUCCAGUGGAAGGCCUAUACUCUGUGCAGGCAGCGGAUAUUGGCCAAAAACGGCCCGACGGACCUCGGGGAGAAGUCUCUCUACCACGGCACGUCGGCAGAGUCCUGCAACAGCAUCGGGAUGGACCGGUUCAACAGGAGCUUCGCAGGACAGCACGCCGCCAUGUACGGAAAAGGAGUUUACUUCGCCGUCAACGCAGCGUACUCGGCGAGUUACGGCGCGCCGGACGCGUCGGGCUCCAAGAGGAUGUACGUGGCUCUGGUCCUGACCGGCCGCUACACGGUGGGCCAGGCCUCCAUGAACGCCCCACCCCCUCGCGGCGCCGACCCGACCGACCGCUUCGACAGCGUGGUGAACAAGCAGCAGCAGCCCGACAUGUUUGUGAUCUUCCACGACGACCAGGCCUACCCCGAGUACCUCGUCACCUUCAAGUGAGUGCACCUGAAGGACUCACCUCCACCACAGAAACACACCUUUUAAAACCGUGUAAUGGGUAAUGUGACUCCUACUAGGCCGUGUGUAAUAACCCUUUAUUUGGCAACGGUUUGUUUUUAAGCGUCAUUAAUUGUAUCUGUUUGAUUAAUACCAUAUAUACUAUAGACUUGUGUAUUGAUCUGACACAAGUCUUUAGCCAUCUACAUUUUAACAAUGUAUGAAAAAGAAGAAUGAGUGUAAAACCCUUUAUUCUCAACAUUGAACCAUAUGCACCAUGGUCAUUUAUUAGUGCUAUUUUAAUACUAGAUUUACAGUAGUAUGGAGUCAAUAUGUCUACUUCAAGUGAGUGAAAAGUGAAGAAUUUUCCUGCACAAUAAAAAUAUAUUUCCGACGGGUA
Messenger RNA from Cyclopterus lumpus (lumpfish), 5415 nucleotides. RefSeq names its product protein mono-ADP-ribosyltransferase PARP14-like. Gene Ontology annotation, molecular function: NAD+ poly-ADP-ribosyltransferase activity; transcription corepressor activity. Bases 192 to 5018 code for a protein of 1608 amino acids. The transcript is spliced from 15 exons. The record is from RefSeq and is a predicted model, not a curated record. Lineage: Eukaryota; Metazoa; Chordata; Actinopteri; Perciformes; Cyclopteridae. Gene Ontology annotation, biological process: negative regulation of gene expression. Gene Ontology annotation, cellular component: cytoplasm; nucleus.